Argiope bruennichi is the source of this 2756-nucleotide messenger RNA. RefSeq names its product mediator of RNA polymerase II transcription subunit 16-like (gene MED16). Gene Ontology annotation, cellular component: mediator complex. Gene Ontology annotation, biological process: positive regulation of DNA-templated transcription. The transcript is spliced from 22 exons. The coding region runs from base 158 to 2632 and encodes 824 amino acids. The record is from RefSeq and is a predicted model, not a curated record. Lineage: Eukaryota; Metazoa; Arthropoda; Arachnida; Araneae; Araneidae. Gene Ontology annotation, molecular function: protein binding.
CAGUCGAAUGUUUGAAAUGGUAUUCUGCAAUGAUGAAAUUAAAUUUUACCGAUUAAACUAAAUAUUCAAAACUUUUAUUGCAUCUUCAUUUUGUUUGAUAAAGUAUAAUUCAAAAAUUUUCGUUUAAUAAAGGAAAAAAUUACUAAAGUUAUCAGCGAUGGAUCAUAUUUAUUCGGUUCUCAGACGAAUAAAUGCUAAUGUUUCCCUGAAUACUGACUGGAUUACAGAAGGAAAAUCAAUUCUUUCAGUUUCUAGUCGAAAUACAGUUGCAUUUACUUCAAACACUGAUCUCCAUGAUGGGACAGCUAAAAUAUCAAAAGUCCAUGUAUAUGUAGCUGAUUUAAAUAUGCCAUGGGAAGCUUAUGAAGUCCUUAGUCAUGGCGAAGAUAUCACAUGUUUAGAAUGGGAUAUAAGUGCUACCAAAUUAUUGAUUGCUGAUGCUGUAGGAGGUAUUCAAGUUUGGGGCAUGAAAGAUUUCCUUUUGAAUGAGUGGGCACAAAUUACAACUACUGCAUUUGAAGAAUAUAUCCUUGCUGCUGCCUGGUUUCACAAUGGCAAAAAGAUUGCUCUUAACAUGGAGAAGAAAGAUAAUCCAUUGUAUCUGGAAAAAUAUUCAUUCAUCCGUUUUAAUCCAUCAUUGAAACAGUUUGGUAGUAAACCCAGUGAAGGGUUGAUUGCCAUAACAACAACUGGCAUGGUAUUUGUCUUAAUUCUGCAAUCAGAUGGAAAUAUAAUAACAGCAGCUGAGCUUUUGGGACAGUUUAGAAGUAAAAUAAAAGUUACAGACUUGUGUUAUGCUAAAAGUGGGGACUUUUUAAUUGUCACUACAGAUGGGCUUGUUCAAUCCUCUGUACAUUGUUACAGAGUUGGUUUAAAAGUAAUACAAGAUGAAUGCAUCAUAACUUGUGAACCAUUUUCAAGUUUCUUCCUAAAUUCUCACGCUACUUGCUUGGCUGGUGAUAAACAGAUUUAUUCAAAAGUAACUCAUCUAAAAUUUCUAUUGAGAGAAGCUGCUGAUGCUGUUGUUAUAACUGCAUCUGGUCCAAGUGGUAGUGUAGUGGAAUUGUGGGAGCUUAGAGAGAAGCCGGUUACUUUUAAUAAAAUAUUCAGUAAUCCUUCGUUAGAGAGACAACCCAAAACUGUGGUUUGGCAACAUCACACAUCAGCAACAACAAAUUCUGGUGUUGUAGCAAUGGCAACACCUCGUUUAUCAAUUUAUGAUGCCAAUCCUCCACCAUCAUACAUUUUAGUUGCUUAUAAAGAUAAUUCUAUAAAAUGCUUUUAUAGAGAGUCAUUACAGUUAGCAUGCAACAUUUCUGUAAAUACUAGAACUCAUCACCGUGACGAACAUACUAUGUACAGCCAUCAACAAGGUAGUAAAAACUAUCUUCAUGGUGCUGCCAUAAGUGACAUGCAACUGUCAUGGACAGGUUGCACAUUAGUUGCUAUAGAUUCUCUUUCACAACUUUUCUUAUAUCGCUUAUGCCCUGUAACAGAUAUAGGUGGACCAAUGACAACUUCUUAUGCGUUAACAGUAUUAGAAUAUUGUCUGAUGACUGGAACAGAUUGGUGGGAUGUUGUUUUAAGUUUAAGACCAGGUUGGAUAGAAAGCAUAUGUGAAAAGUUUACAGAAUCAUUUAACCGACAACCAGCUGCUGCUCAACAAGGUUGGAUUUCCCGUUAUCUUUCAAUUAAAGGAUCUCUGUAUAGAUGUCUCAGCAAUGGACUUGCCAAAGCGGGUGACUGCCAUGCUCUGAUAAUGUUAAAUGCUAUAUCAGCAGCCAUGAAGAGUUUACUUAGACCUAGGGAUUUAUCUAGCCAGGAUAAAGGGCCCGCAGAAAAUCUUACAGCAAUCUUAAAUAGCAAAGGUACUGAAGCAGUUUAUCAGAUGGAUAAAGUAUUACUACAUCUUGAGAGCAAAGAAUUCACUGUAGAACCUCCUAUUUUACAAUCUUUGCAGCAUUUGACUCAAUGGGUUGCAGACUGUGCCUUGUACUUAUUAGCUACAUUACCUUACCAAUCGCCAAACCAUAAUAGGUAUCCAGGAGGUGGACUUGUAGCUGACCCAAAAGCUUUAAAUACGUUACGAGAAUUACUUGUAAUAAUUAGAAUAUGGAGCCUUUUGAAUGAAAGUUGCCUUCCAGUGUUUACCAAAAUGGCAGAAAAUUUAGAUGUUCUAUCCCUGCUUUUUAAGCUGCUAACAAAAACACUGCUUGCCCACGGUUCUGAACCAGAUGAUUCUUUGUUAGAUGAAUGCAGCUUGCUUCCAAAUCAAGUGCUUAUUCCAAUCAUAGAGCUUGGAACUCAAGCUUUUGGUGUUGCAAGUCCAGCCUUAUUUAUGAACUCACUUCCUCUACAAUUUGAAUAUUAUUCGCAACCUGAGUUUUUAAAAUAUAAUAGUAAAGUACCUACUAUUGAAGGCACCAUUCCACAAAACCAUAAAAGCGACAUUGUGAGGCAUGUUAGCUUAGGCCGAAAUCCUACUCAUGUACGGCAAUGUACACGUUGCUACAGUUCUUCAAUGCUUAAAGCUGGAGCACGAUCAGCUGCAACAAGAGCUUGGGAUCAACGUUGGCUUCGAUGUUGUCCAUGUGGUGGACAAUGGAAGUUUGUUGAAGUUUCGAAGUCUUGAUCAUGUUUGUAAUACUCAUUUUACUAAUCAUGAACUUGUACAUAUCAUGGACUUUUUAAAUCAUUUAAUAAAUUUUAUAUUUGUCUUAAUCAAUUUCCUUUUGUGUUGUUAGAGCCUAAUAUGU